AUGAGUACAAACCCAAGUGAUUCAAAUUAUGGAUACACAUUUUUGUUGGAUAACCGGCAACUAAUGAAGCUACGAUCUUCGUAUCACUACAAGGAAAGUAUUCAAACGCUACAAAAGUCUGUAGCUCAAACAGUUUACAUUGGUUUUCGUCAGUUGAAUAAACAGGAGAUAAAUGCUUACACUGAAGCAAAUCCUCCACGAAUUCCUUAUCCACAUAGAGAUCAAAUAAAUAACACAGCGCUUUCACGCUGGUUUUUAACAUCUUGCCUUUCUGCUUCGCUGGGAUCUUCAACACGAUGGUCAACGAAUAAGUGCCGAGUAGGUCCCAAGACUACUAUUCAGCAGACUGACUGCAUAUGCGAUGAGUUGUCUACGUUCACAACCGGUUGGCUCGAAUUACCCAACAAUAUUGAUUUCGACUAUGUAUUUGCUAAUAUUGAUUUUGAAAAGAAUCCUUCAUUAUAUGCUACAGAGAUUACAGUUGACAAUAAGGACCUAGAAAAGAUUGGUAUUACCCCUUUGGCUGAGAAUAAUCCAGAUCAUGGAUAUUUAUAUGAAGUUAUUGUGAGUACAGGACAUCGUAGAUGUGCAGGUACUGAUUCCAAAGUUUGCUUCGUUUUAUCUGGACAAUACGGUGAAACAGGUUGUCGUGUGCUUCAAGACCCUUACAGAAAAGUAUUGGGUCGUGGUCAUAUAGACAGAUUUUUACUUGCUUGUCCAAGACCACUUGGACCUCUAAUCUAUAUUCGUUUGUGGCAUGAUAAUUCUGGUGUGGGUGAUAAAGCAUCUUGGUACUGCAAUUAUGUUGGAGUGGUAGAUUUGCAAACUAGCGAAAAGUCACACUUUAUUGUUGAGAGCUGGUUUGCAGUUGAAGAAGGAGAUGGUCAAGUCGAUCGUCUAAUUCCAGUGACAAGUCAAGAAGAACUGUUGACAUUUAAACACAUGUUCAAUACUACGGUGUCACACAACAUGGCUGAAGAUCAUCUAUGGGUAUCAAUUUCGCCCGACCAGUUCAAAGUCGAUUCACAUGUGUGGAAAGAGUAG
Molecule: messenger RNA, 1044 nt
Organism: Heterobilharzia americana
Lineage: Eukaryota; Metazoa; Platyhelminthes; Trematoda; Strigeidida; Schistosomatidae
Source: the annotation of a GenBank genome assembly